CCGGCUUGCGACGCGCUUUGGCGGGAAGCGGCGUUUUCGGAAGAGCCGCGGAGCGAGAGGACUCGCGGGAGGAGGCGGCAGAUGUGCAGGUUGUGAAGAUGGCAGUGCCGUUUGUGGAAGACUGGGACUUGGUGCAGACUCUUGGUGAAGGCGCUUAUGGAGAAGUUCAACUAGCUGUGAAUAGGCGCACCGAGGAAGCAGUUGCAGUGAAAAUGGUGGACAUAAAAUGUGCCGCUGAAUGUACGGAUCAGAUCAGGAAGGAGAUCUGUAUCAACAAAAUGUUGAAUCACGAGAACAUUGUGAAAUUCUUCGGGCAUCGUCGAGAAGGCACUAUUCAGUACCUCUUCCUUGAAUACUGCAGGGGGGGCGAGCUUUUUGACCGAAUAGAGCCUGAUAUCGGUAUGCCAGAAUCAGAAGCGCAGAGAUUUUUCCACCAGCUAAUUGCUGGCGUGGUCUACCUCCAUAGCAUAGGAGUGACACAUCGGGAUAUUAAGCCAGAAAAUCUGCUACUUGAUGCAAGAGACAACCUCAAGAUCUCAGACUUUGGGCUCGCUACUGUAUUUAAAUAUAACGGCUGCGAGCGACUGUUGAACAGGAUAUGUGGCACGCUUCCAUACCUGGCCCCCGAAGUCCUGAAAAAGAAAGAAUUUCACGCUGAGCCUGUGGAUGUUUGGUCAUGUGGAAUAGUGCUCACUGCGAUGUUAGCAGGAGAACUGCCGUGGGACCAGCCUGCCGAUACUUGCCAAGAAUAUUGUGAUUGGAAAGAAAGAAAGACAUAUCUUUCCCCAUGGAAGAAGAUUGACUCAUUGCCCCUUGCCUUGCUUCUCAAACUCUUAAACGAAAACCCCUCAUCCAGGCUGACUCUUGCAGACAUUAAGAAAGACAGAUGGUAUACAAGACCUUUAAGGAAAGGCAUAAAGCGAUCCCGAGGGUCUUCAGGAGGAGCUUCUGAUUCGCCAGGAGGUUUUUCUAAACACAUUAGAUCAGAUAUGGAUUUCUCUCCAGUAAAAGUUGCACACAGCGAGGAAAAAAAGAUCUGUUCCAAUUCCCAGCCCGAACCAAGAACUGGGCUCUCCUUGUGGGACAGCAGCCCAGAUAUCGAGAAAUUGGUGCAAGGGAUUAGUUUCUCUCAACCAGCCCACCCUGAGCACAUGCUGCUGAACAGCCAGAUGUUAGGCACUCCAAGUUCAUCGCAGAACCCCUGGCAACGUCUAGUAAAGAGGAUGACCCGUUUCUUUUUGAAAUUGGAUGCUGACCAGUCUUACCAAAUCUUGAAGGAGGUUUGUGAAAAGAUGGGCUACAUCUGGAAGAAAGGUUGCACAAACCAGGUCACCAUAUCCACCAUGGACAGAAGAAACAACAAACUGAUUUUCAAAGCAAACCUGGUGGAAAUGGAUGAGAAAAUUCUUGUGGAUUUCCGAUUGUCAAAGGGUGAUGGUUUGGAAUUCAAAAGGCAUUUCCUGAAGAUCAAAGAGAAACUAAAUGAUCUUGUCAGCCCACAGAAGUUAUGGCUUCCAGUGACAUGAUCCCCUUCUGGUUGAAAAACAAGUGAAUUUGGCUGCUGUGUCUUCAACCAUAGGACAGUUUAUGCUAAGGCAUGCCCUGACUUCACACACUCAGUGUCCAUUCUUCUUGGCUCUGACAUGAUUAGUAACCAAUUCGGACAUAAUUAUGUAUUUUUUGUAGGGUAACCGUCAUGAAAAUUUCCAGUGUUUUAGAUUUCGUGGGCUUUUAGCUUGCAUUCCACUUUAUACAGAUAAUUCAAAUGUUUUAGCAUGCCACAUUUUCUAAAUGGGAAUAUUAUUUUUUUUCCAAAGUGAAUACAAACUGAAGUUUUGCAAAGAGCAG
This is a messenger RNA of Thamnophis elegans (Western terrestrial garter snake), 1848 nucleotides long. RefSeq names its product checkpoint kinase 1 (gene CHEK1). Gene Ontology annotation, cellular component: nucleus. The record is from RefSeq and is a predicted model, not a curated record. Gene Ontology annotation, biological process: DNA damage checkpoint signaling; protein phosphorylation. NCBI's taxonomy places the organism in Eukaryota, Metazoa, Chordata, Lepidosauria, Squamata, Natricidae. Gene Ontology annotation, molecular function: protein serine/threonine kinase activity; ATP binding.